Tigriopus californicus is the source of this 3865-nucleotide messenger RNA. RefSeq names its product DNA-binding protein RFX2-like. The record is from RefSeq and is a predicted model, not a curated record. Lineage: Eukaryota; Metazoa; Arthropoda; Copepoda; Harpacticoida; Harpacticidae. Bases 657 to 3224 code for a protein of 855 amino acids. The transcript is spliced from 16 exons. Gene Ontology annotation, biological process: regulation of transcription by RNA polymerase II. Gene Ontology annotation, molecular function: RNA polymerase II cis-regulatory region sequence-specific DNA binding; DNA-binding transcription factor activity, RNA polymerase II-specific.
CACCCACCAGAGCACCAGGCAAUGGGCAUGGGCACCGGCAGCAUGCUCUCAUAUUCGGAUGGAUUAAAAUAGGGGGGCCAAGUGGUGCUUUUCUUUAAUUGUAAGUGAGAGCCAUCGGGUUUGCCAUCGCAUACAUCCACAUCAUGGAGGAGGAGGAGGCUGUACGAACUUCUCCCUGGUUUCCAAAGCAACCCAAGUUUCGGGUGAGCGUUGGGCACCUCUCUGAGCCAGUUGAACCCCUGGUCGUGAUUCCAGUCGAUACUAUCUGUGUGUCCUGAUCUAUGACCAACGAACAGGUGCUGUUCCUCUGUUCCUGUGAUUGAAAACUGACCUCCGAAGACUAAAAGGCUGUGCUUCAAACCCGUUGGAGGUGAAUCCAGAGGGCCCUUUCCACGGACUUCAUCGUCAUUGUUUACGGUGUCUUUUUGAUCGAAAACAACUAUUUGGCUCUUCCUCGACUCAAUCAAUCCCAGUCCUCAUGCUUAUACCUGUAUGAUAUAUACGUACGUACGUGGUUUCCGUGAGCAAUGUGAGUGACCCAUGUCCUGGCUUUCGUGUUGAACAAGCUCAUGAAAUAUUCAAUAUUUUGGCACCAAGCUCUGGUCAAAGCCAAAGAAAGCCAUGAUUAUUAUCCUCCCUAAUCUUUGAAAGCCGGAAUGACUUCACGAAUGAGGUUUGGUAUGGACAUCAUGGCAGGAGGAACAGCGAUAAGUGCCAAUAAUUCGUCCCAUGAGAUACAAGGAUUAUCUUUCGCCUCAAACCAUGGGACCGGGGAUCCUAGUUUUGCUGUGAAUCUUCAAGACCAUGAUCACUUAGCAGGUGGCGAUUCAAGUCUUGGCUCAACAACAACUUAUUUAAAUCCAAUGGGAGUGGACCGUCUUCAAGCCACGCCAGAAGAUGCUACCUUACAAGAUUCGGCAACUGGUUACCUCCAGUAUGAUGAGGCUUCAGGAAGUGCAUUUGCCUCAGCUUCAGCUUUGAAUCCCGCCACCUCCCUUUCAUCUGCAGUGUCCAAUUAUGGCCAUUACACAAUUAACAAUCAACUCCAAAGCGACGCACCUCAAUCUGGGUAUUCAUCCUAUGAUCCAGGUCUUCGGAUGCCAAAUGCCCCUCACACCUUGGCUAACUUGAGCCCAAUGACCUCGCUAACCACUCAGGCCAAUCUUGGCCUCGGUAACAUGGCCCAUAUCGUCUCUGUCAAUGGGGCUCCUUUCAUCUACCAACCUUCUGCAAAUGGUGUUCAUGGUUCCUUGACUCUGUUGGAAGCACAAGCCAUUAAACCGGCCUCACCUCCUCAUAACACAAUUGACAUUAGUCAGCUGAAUUCAAACUUGGAUGCUUUGGAGACAGCGACAUCUGGUGCCGGCCACGCAGGACAACAUCAAGCCCCAAAUUUGACUUAUGCGUCUAGAGUUUCACAUACGACUAUUGCGUGGCUGAUCAGCAACUACGAGACAGCUGAAGGCGUAAGCUUGCCUAGGAAAACUUUAUACGGCCACUACCAAUCUCAUUGCAAGGAAACCAAUCAAGAGCCAGUAAACGCUGCCAGUUUUGGGAAGUUGAUUCGUUCUGUGUUUUUGGGACUUCGAACUCGUCGGAUUGGAACACGUGGGAACUCCAAAUACCAUUAUUAUGGCAUCAGGGUGAAAGCAGAUUCACCUCUCAUGAAAGUUGAAGAAAUGCAAGCUCCUCCACAACCCAACCCCAAGAUCCCCAAUCAGGGCCGAAAACGACCUUUUCCCUCGAUCGAAACUCCCGCUUCAAGUGGAUGUCAGUCUGACCUGGCUCCCUCAUCCAUACCAACUACAUCAAAUAAACCAUCAAAACCUGCGAGCACGCACUCAUCACAGGCCUCUGAUCGAGACUCCUCACCUAAUUCAACGGUCAACUCCUCAGACCCCAUUGUUCCCGACCAAUCAUUCCAAGUAACCAGUUCACAAAGCAAUCCAUCUGCCCUCCAGCAUCUCGGAGCAAUUACUUCAGAUAUUGAAGGCUUUCCCUUAAUGGACGACAUAUUGGCUCAAUUGCAUUCGAAGAAGCAAGUUGUCGACAAGAACUUGUUCAACCUUUUUGCAAACUAUUACCACUCUCAUUGCAAAACAAUUGUUGACGUCGUUGUGUCACUCAAUUUUUCAACUUUGGAGAAACUUUGGAUCCGAUUUUGGCGUCCACUCAACGGGGCUCGUUCAUCCAAGACCGCCAAUGAGAACGUUGUUCACUCUACUGACGUUGGCAGUGAAGAGGAUGACGAAGAGGACGACGAUGAUCCUGACAUGGAUGACGAGGACGACGAAGACGAAGGCGAUGAUAAAGACAUCAUAAUCAAAUCACAAUUGAAAAAUCUGAUCAAGAUCCACGAGAUUCAAAAAUUCAUUGAGAAGGCAGACUAUGCCGUGUAUCAAAAACUAGUCAAUUUCUUCUUCCCUGAGGUUAUGAAAACGAUUCCAAAUGCACUCACUCAAGCCAUUCGGACCUUUGCCAAAAGCUUAGAAGGAUGGAUGGAGGUCUCUCUAAAACAAGCGGACCCAGAAUUCAAGAGGAUCAAGAUCGUGACAGUGAAAUCCCUUUCUCAGACUUUGAGGCGAUACACUUGCUUAAACCAUCUCGCUCAGGCGGCAAGAGCAGUCCUGGUCGACCCUGUCCGUGUUACGCAGAUGUUCAACGAUCUCAACAAGGUGGACUUCGCCAAUGUUCAAGAGCAGGCCGCGUGGGUGUGUCAAUGUGAUUCCAAAAUGUUCAUAACUCUGGAGCGAGAGUGUAAAAGUACCCUUCAGAAUCAAGCUUCAUUAGAGAAAUGGACGGAGUGGCUCAAUCGGAUAGUUGACAAAACCUUAGGUCCAUAUGAGAACAAACCCGAGUUCACAAAGGCAGCUCGGCAACUUCUGUUAAGAUGGUCAUACUACAGCUGUAUUGUGGUCCGAGAUUUGACUUUGAGAUCGGCGGAAAGUUUUGGAUCCUUCCAUCUGAUUCGACUCCUUUACGACGAAUACAUGUUUUAUGAAGUUCAACAACGCGUGGCGAGAGUACUUAAGAUGUCGCCGGUGGCGGUUAUGGGACUUGGGAUUCAUAAUGGCCUGGGAGACCCGGACGCCAUCAAUUUUAAGGUCUUGUCCAAUGACUUAUUGCAAGGUGGCAUUGACGAGCCUCCAUCCUCAUCUUCUUCGGAAGCCGCCUCAAAUCCCGUUCAGAUUGAGGAACCAAAGGUCAUGAGACCAAAGACCUAAGACCAAAUAUCCUCAUAUCAUCAUCGUUAAAACUAACUUGUGUGGUCAACGCAUGCUGUGCCAGUGUGAUCAGUGUUACUAUUGUUCCAAGAUUUUGCAAUAUGAAUUCCUUUUCAAGCAGUAUUACGUUAAAAAACAACUCUUAACUCACCACUCAUCCAUCUACUAUUUAGUGCCUUAAAGCGUGAAAUACAUUGUUGUUGUCCCGUAACUUUAUGUUUGCAUCAAGUGAGCAAAACAUCCGAUCUGAAGAAAUGUUACUAACUAAUUAACCAAACUGUGGCUUGUUCGAGAUUGGAUCAAUAAGUAGUAAAAUCCUACUCAAACCUCUUGAUGAAGUUGCGUGAUAUUGGGUCAUACAUUCGCCAAUCUAUCUUCACAACUUGUAGGCUUUUUCCACAGGUCCUUCCCUCUCUUUUAGUUCGACUAUGGCACAGAUGACAAAAAAUUUAUGUUAAGUAGAUCUGACACUAUCACAGUGCCUGAAUGCCAUUUCCGGCAAUUUGAGCUGAGAGGAUUCUUGGGCAAAUUUUCUUUAAUUGUGAAGAAUUGUACCACCCGACAUCGCAAAAUUUCAUCGAGAGGUUUGAAUAUGAUUUCAUAAAUUAUUGAAUAAAUCUAAAUUGAUCAGUCAAUUGGAA